AUGAAACGUGACUUGAGUAAGAAAGCGAUUCCAGUCAUUGCUGAUGAGGAUUUAGACAAUUUGAGUGAAGAAGGGGAAUGCUGUGCGCCUAACCCAACUUCAUUCAAAAUGACUGGAAAGUUUGACGGAGAACUCAAUUUCAUUAACGGGUCUCUUUCUUUCAAAGGAAAGUUCGACGGGAGUGUCGAAUCAAUUCAACAAGACGAACAAGACUUCCCACCAAUUUCCGAGAGUCACGACGAAUCCGAAAGCAAGAACGUUGAAGUCAAAAAAUUGGUUCCAACGGACAAAACUGCAGACGAAGAAGAAAGUGACUCUGAACACUUAUCACAAGCUUCUGAUGAACAUUCUGAAGAAGACGAAAGUAAGAAGAAACAUUACGACGCCGAAAAACUCAAAACCCCACCUAACCCAGAAGAUUGUAAAACACAGUGA
This is a messenger RNA of Entamoeba invadens IP1, 435 nucleotides long. RefSeq lists its product as hypothetical. The transcript has a single exon. Bases 1 to 435 code for a protein of 144 amino acids. NCBI's taxonomy places the organism in Eukaryota, Evosea, Mastigamoebida, Endamoebidae. The record is from RefSeq and is a predicted model, not a curated record.